GCAUGUAAUCUCUCGCGCUAACGGCCAAAGCGCGUGGCAUCAGUGUUUUCAACGGCAACAGUUGAUAACGGCUGGAUUUUUGAAAAACUUCAUUGUCAAGCGGUCAAGAAACACCAACGAAUUUUUUCUACUAGCUAGCUAACUUAACGUUACUUGGAAAACAGAAACCGCACUAACAGUAGGCCGAUGGGCAUCUUUAAUUGUAUCGAUGACUGAGUUUUGGUGAGAGCAAAAAAAUGCUAUUGCAAAGUUAACAAGAGAGAAUAAACAGAAGGUGGUGAUAUUGCCAGAGCUCUUUAUAAUGGAUGCAUAUGAUUCAAAUGCAAACAAGCAUGAAUCUCAGGCCAAAUACAAGCAGGCAAGAGAAGAGCGAAAGAUGCUCCUCACCACUGCACACAACUACAUGAUUGACAUUCUGGCUGACAGGCUGACCUUGGAGCCAACAGCAGUAGAGGAAUUUAUUUUAGAUUCUUCAUCUCUGGCUGCUUUUGAUAAUUUCUUCGCCAAAGGAGGUUGUAAAACCAUUUCCUUUGUGUAUCAAGAGUGUGAAGUCCCAGGAAUAGAAUGUGGACGCUCAUAUCCUGGGACUACCAAAGGGGGAAAAAUAUUGAGGCUGUUUUUAGCCAAUCUGUCUCAGACAUGUCUUACAGGCAUUUGCUGCUCUUUCACACGGACCAGAGUGGACAUUCCUGUGAAUUUCGAAAACAUACAUGAGGAGAUCUUCUUUUCAAUGGUUGAUGCCAGAGAGGGCCUCCUGAAAGGAACAAGGAAUGCCAGCAACUUCCUGCUACCAGCUCUUGACGCACAAAACUGGGGUGUCUUAGAUAAGUCUAGACAUGGAGGAAAAUUUAAAAAGAACUUCAAGUACACAAUGAAACGUUUCCUUAGCUCUUUAGAUGACAUACAGAUGAGCAAUGAGAGUAUAGUUCAUCUGAAUGCAGUCACAGAUAUUGACUUUUCUAAAUUGGCCUCCCUUGACGAUAUGAAAGUUGCAGCUUCCAAUUCUGACAUGGUGCAUCGGCUGGAAGAAAUUCUGAUGCAAUGGUAUAAGCAAAUCGAGCAGGUCCUGAUAGAAAGUGAUCAGUUAAGGAAAGUGGUUGAUUCUGCAGGGCCAUUAAGUGAGUUGGAACACUGGAAAAAAAUGUCUUUAAGGUUCAACUCCAUCAUCAAUCACAUCAAAGGCCCAGAAUGUAAGGCAGUGGUAAUGGUGCUCCAUAUCAGCCAUUCUAAGAUUAUGAAGAUGUGGAGGGUGCUGGAUGCCAAGAUAACAGAUCGCACCAAUGAAGCAAAAGACAAUGUAAAAUUCCUUUACACACUGGAGAAAGUCUGUCAACCUCUUUACAACAGUGACCCGGUCACUAUGAUGAAAAGCGUGCAGAACGUCAUCAAUGCCAUUCAAAUGAUUUACAAUGUUUCAUUGUCCUACAAUACCAGUGAAAAGAUAUCUUCACUGUUCAUCAAAGUGACAAAUCAGAUGGUUACUGCGUGCAGAUCAUAUAUUACUGACAAUGGCACAUGUCUAAUAUGGGACCAAGACGCUGAUACCAUUGUCAAGAAAAUGCAGGACUGUAUCUGCUUAUAUCAGGAGUAUCAGUCUUGCUUCCAGAAAACAAAGAAACAAACAAUGGAAAGACCUGGAAAGAGGUCCUUUGAGGUUUCAGAGAUGCAGAUUUUUUGCAAGUUUGAGGCCUUCUGCAAGCAACUCGUAAAGAUCAAACAAAUAAUUACAGUGUUCAAGAUGUUCGGAUCUCUUGGAAAAUCAAAUAUUGAGGGCAUUGAGAUUCUGGCCAGACAAUUCCACACUGUAUCCAUGAAUCUGAAAAGGAAGCAGUAUGAUAUGUUGGCUCCAAGGACAGUUGAAUUCGAAACAGAUUUUGCUAAGUUUAUGGCUCAAAUCGGCCACAUUGAGAACCAGCUUAGGACCUUUAUGAGUUCAUGCUUCUCAAAUAUCAUCUCAUCUCAGCAAGCUCUGUCCUUAAUACAGCGUUUUCAGAGGCUGAACAUUCCCUGUCUUGACACAGAAAUUUCCAACCUUUUGGGUCUAAUUCUUCAACGUUAUGCCUCAGAAGUAGAGUUUGUGAAAAAGCUAUUUGACAAACAAAGAGAUGACCCCCCAUUAGCAAGAAACAUGCCUCCUGUGGCAGGACGGAUUGGUUGGGUCAAGCACCUCUACCAAAAAAUAGAGGAACCCAUCUCAUACAUAAAAAAAAACUCGGACAUCUUGUGCAGCCCUGAGGGACAAGAUGUGGUCAAAAUGUACAAUCAAACUGCAGCUGCGUUUGUCAAGUUUGAAUCUGUUUGCCACAGAGCGUGGAUGAUUGAAGUGUCGAAACUAGAUUAUGUCUUGAAUAUUACUCUGCUGGUUCGUCACCCAAGGACUGGAAAAUAUGUUGUCAACUUUGAUCCUAAAGUAACUGAGGUCAUUCGGGAGGCUAAGUGUUUGUUAAAGAUGGGUCUGGAGGUUCCAAAGCAGGCGUUGCGUCUGGUGAAGUUGGAAAGCAAAAUAAACACCGAUCACCUCCGACUACAGACCAUUUUGGCAGAUUAUGAGUCUACUUGUGAGAACAUUCCUGCGGACUUUGCCAGCCUGAUGGCUUCAAAAAUAAAAAAUGUGGAAUCUGUGCUUCGCCAUGGGUCGGUGCUGCUCACCUGGUCAUCCUUCCUCCUGGACAAGUUCUUCCAAAAUGUUGACACUGCUUUGUUUGAGCUCAAACAUCUUGUAAAGAAGUUGCAGGAUAUCUGUAAGAUACACAUUGAUGAUGUCCUUAAAGACAUCUCAGAAACUGUGCUGAUUGAGCUCCCUGAAAGUGAUGCGUCUUCAGUGCAGCACCUGAUUGACCGCAAUGAGAAUCUAUGUAAGGAGUGGGCAAACACAUUGAACUACAAAUGUAAUCGUGUUAGAGAAGCGGUGAAGGAGCUGGGUAAUGUGUUCAGUGCCAUAUAUGAAUCAAAAGGCACCAAGAAGACGGUUGAGGAGCCAGUUUCAGGACGCCGGAGUGUGACUUUCUCAGGAGAGAGCCAGAAGACCCUUAAUGAGGAUGAGGGAAUGAAUUUAGAAGGUCCAUAUAGAGAUAAAGCAAUCGAAUUUGAGAAGGAGUUUAAGAAGCUUUAUGAAUACUUCAGUGCAAGGGUAUUAGAUGCACUGGUCAAGACAACCAAGCUAUCUCUGGAGACCCUGAAAAGGAGAAUUUCUGGCACUAUCUCGACAUCAAUAAAUGGGAAUUUUAGUACCUACCAGAAGUCAAAGUCUGAAACUAAGAUGGUCUCGCUUAUAAAAUGUGAAGUCCAGCUGGUUAUACCCAACGUGGUAAUGAUUCCCACUGAAGAUGAGAUCCAACAGGCCAUAAAUCGACUAAUUGACUUGGUGUUGGAAAUUAGCAAGGGCAUUGCAUGGCAGUGGGAGUACAGUCAAAGUUGUACAAAUAACAAAGGCGGAGAAAAAGAGAAUUUCUAUCACAGAGUUGUUGAACACAAGGACAUCAAAAAAGCUCUGGUCAUUCUUAAAUAUGAGGUCAGCUCCCAGAGAGGACAAGCAACUGAUGUUCUGAAGCAGUUCAAUCCUUUCAGGGGGAUCUGGGAUGAGGACAGGAACCUUAAAGUCAAGGAAUUCAUGGACAGCAAUCCAUCUUUGAGCCAGAUCAAAUCUGAAAUCCAGCACUACGACUCAAUUGAACAAGAAGUUGGUGAUAUUAAACCCAUCAUUGUUUUGGGGUCUAGUGAAUUGUCAACAGAGCCAUUGAAGAAGGCCUUGAUAGCUGAGACCAAAGCCUGGAAGAAACUGUUGUGCAAGUACCUAAAGGAGAAGUACAAAAAGAAAAUGAUUGACACCAGCAUACAUACCAAUAAAUACCUCAUACAGCUAUCUCAUCCUGUGGCUAAUCUGGAAGAUGUGCGUCGUGCCAUGGGGGCCCUGUCUAAGCUUCGAGAUGCUGAAAUACAAACUGAUAUGACAUUGAUUUCCAUUGAGGAAGCGUUUGAAAUUUUGACUAAAUAUGAAGCAGAGGUGACUAAAAGAGAAGCAGAGGGGGUCUACAAUCUGAGGCAUUUCUUCACAAAGCUUCAGUCUAAAGCAAGAUCACUGCAAGAUGAUCUUGUUCGUAUGCAGCCCAAGUUCAAACAAAACCUUCUAGAGUGUGUGGCCAUUUUCCAAAAUAACGUUGGCACCUUUGUGAAACAAUAUGAUUCAGAAGGCCCUAUGGCUGAUGGAAUCGCCCCCCAAGAAGCCAGCCGCAGGCUCCAGAUCUAUCAGACUCGAUUUGAAGAACUGUGGAGAAAUUUCACGACAUAUACCUCUGGAGAGCAGCUUCUUGGCUUGCCAGUUAGAGAAUAUGACUGCCUGCAAAAGAAAAAAAAAGAGCUUGAUCUGCUACAGAAACUCUAUGGCCUGUAUGAUGCAGUGAUGAGUAAGAUUAGAGGGUACUUUGGCAUCCUGUGGACAGAUGUGGAUAUUGAGAAGAUCAAUGCAGAACUUUUGGAAUUUCAGAACAGGUGCCGAAAGCUGCCCAAAGGAUUGAAGGACUGGCAAGCCUUCCAAGACCUGAAGAAGACAAUUGAUGAUUUCAGUGAGUCAUGCCCUCUGCUUGAGAUGAUGGCAAACAAGUCUAUGAUGAGGAGACACUGGGACCGGAUUACAGACCUGACUGGGCACCAAUUUGAGGUGGAGUCUGAUACCUUUACACUGCAGAACAUCAUGGAAGCACCUCUGUUGAAGUACAAGGACGAUAUUGAGGACAUCUGCAUAUCAUCUGUAAAGGAGAAGGAUAUUGAGGCCAAGUUGUCUCAAGUGAAAGAAGUGUGGUCCGGCCAGAUCCUGAACUUGAUGACAUUUAAGGAUAGAGGAGAACUGAUGCUGAAGGGGGCAGAUACAGUAGAGAUCCUCACCAUGCUGGAGGAUAGUAUGAUGGUGUUGGGGUCACUGCUGAGCAACAGGUACAGUGCUUUCUAUAAAGCAGAGAUCCAGGACUGGGUAACAAAGCUUUCAACAUCAACUGAUGUCAUUGAACAGUGGAUUAUUGUGCAAAACCUGUGGAUUUAUUUGGAGGCUGUGUUUGUUGGGGGUGACAUCGCCAAAGACCUGCCACAGGAAGCAAAGCGUUUUCAGAACAUUGACAAGUCCUGGAUUACGAUCAUGCAGCGAGCCCAAAAAGUCCCAAAUGUGGUGGAAUGCUGUGUGGGUGAUCCAAUUCUGGGACAGCUCCUACCAGAUCUUCAGAAACAGCUGGAGUUCUGUCAAAAAUCUCUCGCAGGGUACCUGGAGAAAAAGAGGCUCCUCUUUCCACGGUUCUUCUUUGUGUCUGAUCCGGCCCUUUUGGAAAUCCUCGGGCAAGCCAGUGAUUCUCACACAAUUCAGUCACAUCUUCUUGGAGUGUUUGACAAUGUUAAUGAAGUGGAUUUUCAUUCAACUGAAUAUGACAAGAUGUUGGCUGUUAGUUCACAAGAGGGAGAGAAACUAUCGCUGGACAGUCCUGUCAUGGCACAGGGACCAGUAGAGCUCUGGCUCGGGGAGCUGUUGUUACAACAGCAGGCUUCAUUACACUCUGUUAUCAAGGCUUCAGAUCUAGAGAUCAACGAUGAAGACUUUGAUCUUCUCUCUUUCCUCAACAAGUUUCAAGCACAGGUGGGCUUGUUGGGAAUCCAGAUGCUUUGGACAAGAGAUUCAGAAGAGGCACUGCAAAAUGCUGAGGAUGACAGGGAGAUAAUGCCUCUUACCAAAAAGAAAUUCCUAAAUCUACUCAGCGCACUUAUUAAACAAACCACCUGUGACCUGACCAAAUUUGACAGAGUCAAAUAUGAGACGCUUGUCACAAUCCAUGUACACCAGAGUGAUAUAUUUAACGACCUAGUAAAAAAGCGUAUCAAAUCUGUCAGUGACUUUGAAUGGCUGAAGCAGAGCAGAUUUUACUUCAAGGAGGACAUGGAUAAGGUCCUUGUGUCUAUUACUAAUGUGGACUUCAUUUAUCAGAAUGAGUUCCUAGGCUGUACCGACCGUCUGGUCAUCACCCCUCUAACUGACAGGUGUUAUAUCACACUGUCCCAGGCUCUGGGCAUGAGCAUGGGAGGAGCUCCUGCAGGGCCAGCCGGCACUGGGAAGACUGAAACCACUAAAGACAUGGGUCGCUGCCUCGGCAAAUAUGUGGUCGUGUUCAACUGCUCGGACCAAAUGGACUUUAGAGGACUUGGCAGGAUAUACAAAGGCCUUGCACAGUCAGGGUCAUGGGGCUGCUUUGAUGAGUUCAACAGAAUCGACCUGCCAGUGCUUUCUGUUGCUGCUCAGCAGAUCUACAUUGUUCUGAUGGCACGCAAGAAACAUAAAAGCAGUUUCAUCUUUACUGAUGGAGACUGUGUUACUCUGAAUCCAGAGUUUGGCCUUUUUAUCACUAUGAACCCUGGGUAUGCAGGUCGUCAGGAACUUCCUGAAAACCUAAAAGUGCAAUUCAGAACGGUGUCAAUGAUGGUACCAGACCGGCAGAUCAUCAUGAGAGUCAAACUAGCCAGUUGUGGGUUCAAUGACAAUGUCGUCUUAGCCCAGAAGUUCUUUGUCCUUUAUAAACUGUGUGAAGAACAACUUACAAAACAGGUCCACUAUGACUUUGGCCUGAGGAAUAUCCUGUCUGUGUUAAGAACACUGGGGGCCAAUAAAAGAGCACGGCCUGAUGACACAGAGUCCAGAAUUGUCAUGAGAGUGCUGCGUGACAUGAAUCUUUCUAAACUGGUGGAUGAGGAUGAGCCCCUCUUCCUUAGCCUAAUCAAUGACCUAUUCCCUGGUAUCCAACUGGAUGGGAGCACAUAUGUUGAACUUCAAGCAGCUGUUGCCCAUCAAGUUGAGCUUGCUGGUAUUGUCAACCACCCACCAUGGAACCUCAAGCUGGUUCAGCUUUAUGAGUCUUCACGAGUACGCCAUGGCCUGAUGACUUUGGGCCCAAGUGGAGCUGGGAAGACCAUAGUCAUCAACCUGCUUAUGCGAGCUUUGAGUGAAUGUGGAGCCCCAACCAGGGAGUUACGCAUGAACCCCAAAGCGAUCACUGCACCACAGAUGUUUGGUCGUCUUGAUGCAGCCACCAGUGAUUGGACUGAUGGGAUCUUUUCCACUCUGUGGAGAAGGACACUUAAAGCCAAGAAAGGGGAGUUCAUAUGGAUUGUGCUGGAUGGACCUGUGGACGCCAUAUGGAUUGAGAACCUCAACUCUGUGCUGGAUGAUAACAAAACACUGACCCUGGCUAAUGGUGACCGCAUCACUAUGUCUCCAUCCUGCAAGCUGGUGUUUGAGGUGCACAACAUGGAUAAUGCUUCCCCUGCUACUGUGUCCAGGGUGGGUAUGGUCUUCAUGAGCUCCUCGGCUCUUAGCUGGAAACCCAUACUCCAGGGAUGGGCUAACAAACGCAAAGCAAAAGAGGCAGAAAGCAUUAUGAAUUUAUACGACAAGAUAUUUGAAGACGCUUACUUAAAUAUGAAGCAAACCCUUAAACCCAAAAUGGAGCUUUUGGAAUGCAACUAUAUAAUGCAGUCUGUGAAUCUGCUGGAAGGCCUUAUCCCAACCAAGGAGACAGGGGGCUUGGCUGGAAGCAAACACCUUGAACGCCUCUUUGUCUUCUGCCUGAUGUGGAGCCUGGGAGCCCUUUUGGAGUUAGGGGAUAGAGAAAAACUGGAGCAUUACAUCAGAGCUCAUGGCAGUGGCAUUGAUGUACCUCAAACACAGCCAGGAGAGACAAUGUUUGAGUACAUGGUCAACCCAAACGGUGAAUGGUGUCAUUGGAAUAACCAUGUGGGGGAGUAUGUCUAUCCUACUGAUCAUGUGCCAGACUACGCCUCCAUUCUUGUUCCAAAUGUUGAUAACACAAGAACCUCUUUCCUGCUCGAGACAAUUGCCAAACAACGCAAGGCCGUUCUGCUCAUUGGUGAACAAGGGACAGCAAAGACUGUGAUGAUAAAAAGCUACACAAAAAAAUAUGAUCCUGAAACAGACCUGUCCAAGUCCCUAAACUUCUCAUCUGCAACAGAACCCAUCAUGUUUCAGCGAACAGUGGAGAGCUACAUUGAGAAAAGGAUUGGCAGCACCUAUGGACCCCCAGGGGGACGCAGGAUGACAGUCUUCAUUGAUGAUAUCAACAUGCCUAUUGUCAAUGAAUGGGGAGAUCAGAUCACCAAUGAGAUAGUACGCCAGAUGAUGGAAAUGAAUGGCAUGUACAACCUAGACAAACCAGGAGACUUCACCACUAUUGUGGACGUACAAGUUCUGGCUGCCAUGAUUCAUCCUGGUGGUGGCAGAAACGACAUCCCACAAAGACUGAAAAGACAGUUCACAGUCUUCAACUGUACUCUGCCGUCCAACACCUCCAUUGAUAAGAUCUUUGGUGUCAUUGGCUGUGGAUAUUUCCAUACAUGCAGGAAAUUCAAGCUUGAGAUUUCAGACAUGGUGAAGUGUCUUGUGUCUGCUGGAAGGAUUGUAUGGCAGUGGACAAAGGCAAAAAUGCUUCCUACACCAGCCAAGUUCCACUACAUCUUCAAUUUGAGAGACUUGUCCAGGAUCUGGCAAGGAAUGUUAAACAUUAAGGCCGAAGAAUGUAAUGAUAUCUCCACUCUCUUGGCUCUUUUCAAGAGUGAAUGUAUGCGGGUCAUUGCUGACAGGUUUAUUUGCUCUGAGGACCGAGAGUGGUUUGAGAAGGCUGUGUCUCGCGUGAUUCAAGAGCAUGUUGACCCCAGCCUUGUCGCAGAACUUCAUCCUGAGCCCUACUUUGUGGACUUCCUGCGAGAUGCUCCCGAGCCCACUGGAGAAGAAGAUGAAAAUGCCUGUUUUGAUGCCCCCAAAAUCUAUGAACUGGUGCCAAAUUUUGAGUUCUUAUCAGAAAAGCUGAUGAUGUAUCAGACCCAGCACAAUGAGGUCAUAAGAGGCUCCAGCCUAGAUCUCGUAUUCUUCACGGAUGCCAUGACUCAUCUAGUCAAGAUCUCCCGAAUCAUUCGAACUGACAAUGGUAAUGCCCUGCUUGUUGGAGUGGGAGGAUCAGGGAAACAGAGCCUGACUCGCCUGGCCUCAUACAUAGCUGGAUACAGCAUCUUCCAGAUCACAUUGACAAGAACAUACAACAUAAGUAAUUUCAUGGAUGACCUGAAACUGUUAUAUAAAACAGCUGGGGCUCAGGGAAAAGGCAUCACCUUCAUCUUUACGGACAAUGAAGUAAAAGAUGAAGCCUUUCUCGAGUACCUCAACAAUGUUCUUUCUUCUGGAGAGGUCUCCAACCUUUUUGCUAAAGAUGAGAUUCAAGAAAUAACUCAGAACCUGCUCUCUGUAAUGAAAAAGGAGUUUCCUCGUGUACCACCAACCUUUGACAAUCUUUAUGACUACUUCAUAUCCCGGUCCAGAAAGAAUCUGCAUGUAGUUCUUUGCUUUUCACCGGUGGGGCAGAAGUUUGGCUCCAGAUCCCUGAAGUUUCCAGGGUUAAUUUCUGGCUGCACCAUGGACUGGUUCACCCCUUGGCCCAAUGAUGCUUUGGUGGCUGUAUCUAACUGUUUCUUGUCAGAGUUUCUAAUAGUUUGCUCUGCUGAUGUCAAGGCUUCUGUGGUGACCACCAUGGGUACAUAUCAUGACAAAGUAUCCGUUGCCUGUGACAGCUACUUUGAAAGGUUUCGAAGAAGAACUCAUGUCACCCCUAAAUCAUACCUCUCUUUUGUGAAUGGUUACAAAACACUAUACACUGAAAAGUACAACUAUAUCAACACACUAGCAGAGCGCAUGAAUGUUGGGUUGAACAAACUGGUGGAGGCAAGUAAGUCUGUGGCUCAACUAUCCAAAGUUCUUGAGGUCAAGGAAAAAGAGCUGGCUAUAGCAUCUGUCAAAGCUGACAAGGUGGUGGCAGAGGUGACAGUCAGUGCUGAAGCUGCUACCAUUGUAAAGAAUGAGGUCCAGGUUGUGAAGGAUAGAGCCCAGAAAAUUGUGGAUGGAAUUGAGAAAGAGAAAGCUUUUGCAAUGGAAAAACUGGAGGCUGCCAAGCCAGCUUUAGAAGAGGCUAAAGCUGCACUAAAUACCAUCAAGCCUGCUGACAUUGCCACAGUGAGGAAAUUAGCCAAGCCUCCACAUCUGAUCAUGAGGAUUAUGGACGCCUGCCUGGUGUUAUUCCAAAGGAAGUUGGACACAGUCUCUAUUGAUCCAGAACGACAUUGUCUUAAGCCAUCAUGGUCAGAAGCACUGAAGCUCAUUAGUGCUACUGGUUUUUUGACAAACCUCCAGCAGUUCCAAAAGGACAAAAUUAAUGGGGAAACGGUAGAACUGCUGCAGCCUUACUUUGAAAUGGAGGAUUACACAAUGGAAAAUGCCAAGAAAGUGUGUGGUAAUGUAGCUGGUUUGCUAGGAUGGACCAGGGCUAUGUCCACAUUCUUUGGCAUCAACAAAGAAGUACUCCCACUCAAGGCUAACCUGGCCAUUCAGGCAAACCGGCUAAGAGUGGCUAAUAAUGAGCUAGGCAGGGCUGAGGCUCAGCUGGCUGAGAAGCAAGCAGAGUUUGACAAAGUCAAGGCCAAAUGUGAUGCUGCUAUGGAAGAGAAACAGGACUUGUUGGCUGAUGCUAAAAUGUGUAGGGAUAAAAUGCAGGCUGCAUCUACACUUAUUGACGGACUUAGUGGAGAGAAAAUUCGCUGGAUAGAGCAAAGCAAAGAAUUUAAAUCACAGAUCAACAGACUUGUGGGGGACGUGCUGCAGCUCACUGGCUUCUUGUCUUACUGUGGGCCCUUCAACCAGAGUUUCCGUGAAAUGUUGUUGAAGGACAUCUGGCAGAAAGAGCUCAGAAAACAUAAAAUCCCUUUCACAGAAAACCUCAACCUAAUUUCUUCCCUAGUGGACCCUCCCACUAUAAGCGAGUGGAACCUUCAAGGACUCCCAGGAGAUGACUUGUCUGUGCAGAAUGGCAUCAUUGUCACAAAAGCAACAAGAUAUCCCCUCCUCAUCGAUCCCCAGACUCAGGGCAAGGCUUGGAUUAAGCAAAAAGAAAAGGCUAAUGCACUCCAAGUGACAUCACUCAACCACAAGUUCUUUCGCUCUCAUUUGGAAGACUGUCUUUCUUUGGGACGCCCACUGCUUAUUGAAAAUGUAUGUGAGGAGCUAGAUCCUGCCCUUGACAAUGUCCUUGAGAAAAACUUUAUUAAAUCUGGGACCAGUUUCAAGGUUAAAGUGGGAGAUAAAGAGGUAAAUGUGAUGGAUGGUUUCCAGCUCUAUAUAACCACCAAACUGCCAAAUCCAGCAUACACCCCAGAAGUCAGCGCCAAGACAUCCAUCAUUGAUUUCACUGUAAACAUGAAGGGCCUGGAGAACCAGCUACUUGGUCGUGUCAUCCUCAGAGAGAAAAAUGAACUAGAAGCAGAAAGAUUGAAGCUAAUUGAGGACGUAACUGCCAAUAAGAGAAAGAUGCAGGAGUUGGAAGACAACUUGCUGUACAAACUCAGCAGCACAAAAGGUUCCUUGGUUGAUGAUGACUCCAUGAUCGGCAUUCUGAGUACAACUAAGCAAACUGCCGCUGAAGUUAGUGCAAAGCUCAGUGUUGCAGCAGAUGCAGAGGUGAAGAUCAAUAUAGCUCAAGCGGAAUAUCGUCCUGUUGCCUCGCGAGGCAGCAGCCUUUACUUCCUUAUCACAGAGAUGAGCAUGGUUAAUGUCAUGUACCAGAUGUCCCUGGGUCAGUUCCUCAAACUGUUUGACCUGUCACUAGAAAGGUCUGAGAAGUCUUCUAAAACUCAGAAGCGAAUUGCAAACAUCAUUGACUGUCUGUCCUAUGAGGUGUUCAGGUACACAGUGAGAGGCCUAUAUGAAAACCACAAGUUCAUCUUCACACUCUUGAUGGCUCUUAAGAUUGACUUACAGAAUAACAAAAUAGAGCAUGACAAAUUUCAGAUACUUAUCAAAGGUGGCGCAGCUCUUGACCUGAAGACCUGCCCCACAAAGCCAUUUAGUUGGAUCCUGGAUAUGAUAUGGCUAAAUGUAGUGGAACUCGGCAAAUUGCCACAGUUCACUAACAUCAUAACCCAGGUAUCCCAACAUGGAAAACUCUGGAAAGCAUGGCACAAUCUUGAUGCCCCAGAGGAAGGUGUCAUCCCUGAUGGAUACAACUCCCUUGAUGUCUUCCUUAAACUUUUGCUAAUAAGGUCUUGGUGCCCAGACCGUACCUUGUCUCAGGCCAGGAAGUAUGUAGGAAAAUCUUUGGGCAUGAGGUUUGCUGAGCCGAUCAUCUUGAACCUUCAAAGCACAUGGGAGGAGAGUGACCCUCGCACCCCACUAAUUUGCUUCCUUUCUAUGGGCUCAGAUCCUACUGACCAAAUUGAAGCACUUUCUAAGAAACUUGAACUUGAAUGUAGAGCUAUAUCCAUGGGGCAAGGACAGGAGGUGCAUGCAAGGAAGCUUGUUCAGACAUCAAUGACGCAUGGAGGCUGGGUCCUUCUGCAAAAUUGUCACCUGGGCCUGGAGUUUAUGGAUGAGUUGCUAGACACUAUCACAACUGCAGAGACCAUGCAUGAUACUUUCAGGGUGUGGAUCACCACAGAACCACACGAUCAGUUCUCCAUCACACUUCUACAGUCCUCCAUCAAAUUUACCAACGAUCCACCCCAGGGAGUGCGUGCUGGCUUGAAACGAACAUUUGCAGGAAUUUCACAGAACCAGCUGGAAGUCAGCAACCUGCCCAUGUGGAAGCCCAUGCUGUACAGUGUGGCCUUUCUCCACACUGCUGUGCAGGAACGACGCAAAUUUGGACCAUUGGGUUGGAACAUACCAUAUGAGUUCAACUCUGCUGAUUUCACUGCAAGUGUUGAAUUCGUUGAGAGACACUUGGAUGAUUGCGGCCCCAGGAAGGAUGUGUCCUGGGUAACUGUGCGAUACAUGCUAGCUGAGGUGCAAUAUGGAGGAAGGGUUACAGAUGACUAUGACAAACGCCUGCUCAACUGUUUCUCGCGUGUGUGGUUCAGUAAGAAGAUGUUUGACCCCUCAUUCUGCUUCUACACGGGUUACAAAAUUCCAGUGUGCAAGACAGUAGAAAAGUACAUGGAAUGUAUUCAGAGCUUGCCCACUGUGGAUUCGCCCCAGGUGUUGGGGCUGCAUCCUAAUGCUGAUAUCACGUAUCAGACGAACACAUCUGCUGAAGUUCUCGACACAAUCACGAAUAUCCAGCCCAAGGAAAGCGCAGGGGGAUCAGGAGUGACUCGGGAGUCUAUUGUUCACAACAUGGCGCAGGACAUGUUGGGGAAACUGCCCCCUAAUUAUGUGCCACAUGAGGUCAAAGCCAGGCUGUUGAAGAUGGGAGCUCUGAACCCAAUGAACAUAUUCCUACGUCAGGAGGUGGAUCGGAUGCAAAGGAUCAUCAGUGUGGUGCGCACUAGUUUGACUGACCUAAAUUUGGCCAUUGAUGGUACUAUCAUAAUGAGCGAGAACCUCCGUGAUGCCCUGGACAAUAUUUUUGAUGCCCGUGUGCCAAACCUGUGGAAGAAAAUCUCCUGGGAGUCUUCCACACUGGGCUUUUGGUUCACAGAGCUUCUGGAGAGAAACAAACAGUUCCACAGUUGGGUGUUUGAAGGAAGACCCAAAACCUUUUGGAUGACCGGCUUCUUCAACCCCCAGGGGUUCCUAACAGCUAUGAGACAAGAAGUAACAAGGGCAAACAAAGGCUGGGCUCUGGACACUGUUACCCUGACCAACAAAGUACUGAAGCAGGCACAGGAGGAGAUCACAGCCUCACCUACAGACGGAGUUUAUGUUUAUGGUCUGUACCUGGAUGGUGCUGGCUGGGACAGGAAGAACACUUAUCUCAUUGAGUCCUCACCCAAAGUGCUGUUCACCCCCUUGCCUGUCAUCCACAUGUUUGCCGUCAACUCCACUGCCCCCGUGGAUCCUAAGCUCUAUGUCUGCCCCGUCUACAAGAAACCAAGGCGCACAGACCUGAAUUACAUCACAGCAGUGGUGUUGCCUACCAUUCAGUCACCAGACCACUGGAUCUUGCGUGGGGUUGCCCUGCUCUGCGACAUCAAAUGAAAGAUAGCUGCAUGUCUUUAUUAUUAUGUCAUAUUGCUUAAAGGGCAAAUAAAUGUAUUUUUAAUGUCAAAUGGAUGUCAAUACUUAUACUUAAGAUAGCUACUAGUUAUAAUGCAGUGAUAAACAAAUGCCAUACCAUUUAUGUAUGUUCUAGUAGUUGACAAAUCAUUCCAGUUAGUAAUCAGGUUUUCUUUUGCUCUUUUAUGCAUUUAAUUCAAAGUGACAUCAGUGUAUUGGUCAGGUAGCAUGAGUGACAUAUCAAAUGUUGCAGUUAAAUUACAUGUUUAUUGAA
Sander lucioperca (pikeperch) is the source of this 14291-nucleotide messenger RNA. Its product is annotated as dynein heavy chain 8, axonemal-like. The transcript is spliced from 93 exons. Lineage: Eukaryota; Metazoa; Chordata; Actinopteri; Perciformes; Percidae. The record is from RefSeq and is a predicted model, not a curated record. Gene Ontology annotation, cellular component: dynein complex. Gene Ontology annotation, molecular function: ATP binding; minus-end-directed microtubule motor activity; dynein intermediate chain binding. The coding region runs from base 302 to 13999 and encodes 4565 amino acids. Gene Ontology annotation, biological process: microtubule-based movement.